GUCUCUUCUGCCCCCCGCCGCCGUUAUUACCGCCGCCCAGCCGGCCCAACGAGUGCCGUCGGCCCGCUGCCGCCGCUUCGACGGGGCCCUUGCAGCCCGCGCGUGACGAGGGCGAAGUUGUGCGUCCGCAAAGUCGUCGCGUUAGUUCCGCCUUCCCCGCCUCCCAGCCGCCCCGCAGCCGCCUGCGAAACCGAAACCCCGCGCGCCCGUCGGUGGGGACGGGAGCCGACCCGCAGCCGCCCGUCGCCUCCUCCCGGACUGCGCCACGAGCGCGCCUCCGCUUCUUCGCCGUGCCCCCGCAGCGAAAAGGGGGCAAAAGGGUGCGGCGAAGGGGGUCUGUGGCGCCUCACCCGCCCCCCGCACAGUUCACACGCUGCGCGACGGCGGCCCACGGGGCGUGA
This is a messenger RNA of Trypanosoma conorhini, 401 nucleotides long. RefSeq lists its product as uncharacterized. The annotation marks the transcript as partial. The transcript has a single exon. Lineage: Eukaryota; Euglenozoa; Kinetoplastea; Trypanosomatida; Trypanosomatidae. The record is from RefSeq and is a predicted model, not a curated record.